Saccostrea cuccullata (small rock oyster) is the source of this 1411-nucleotide messenger RNA. RefSeq lists its product as uncharacterized. The transcript is spliced from 4 exons. The record is from RefSeq and is a predicted model, not a curated record. The coding region runs from base 34 to 477 and encodes 147 amino acids. Lineage: Eukaryota; Metazoa; Mollusca; Bivalvia; Ostreida; Ostreidae.
ACGUGAUAUUUGCAGGUCUUAUCUGAACCAAAGAUGGCGUGUUGGUGUUCAACUUUACUCAGUCUGUUUGUUAGCAUUCUACUCUUAGAUGUGGUGAAUGCCAGUUAUUGCUAUAGUUAUUACGACUCCUACUCGUCCUACUCCUACUACUACUGCUAUUAUUAUUAUGUACCUGUUGGUUCGAUCGUGGGAGCCGUGAUUGGAACUCUAAUUGGCAUAGCAGUACUCAUAUUUUUAGUGGUAUUCUUCUGCUGCAUCAGACCACGCCGUCUGGCGGCUAGGGGCACAGUACUCCAGCCAGCUGGAUCCAAUGUAGCAGUUGUUUCUACAACAACUGGAGGUGUGCAGUAUGGAGGCGGUUACGUUAACACAGCUGCUUAUCCUCCGGGGACUCAGCCCGCCUACCCACAAUACGCAUAUCCUCCGCAACAGCAAGCUCCCCCUACCGGGUACCAACCCCCUCCGGCUUACAAUUGAAUUGGACUAGCUCAUUGAAAUGGUUAAAAAGGUCCUACAAACAUUACAAACUUUUGCGUUUUCAAUGUUACUUUUAAAUCGUCAUAAUAAUAUACAAAUUGUAAAUCCUUUUUUCUAAAGUACCUAAUUUUGCUAAAGAUAUCAUAUCGCAGAAAUAUACAUUGGCGAUAAAACUGUUUGACAUGUAUUUUUCAAAUACAGUAAUACGUUGACAUCUUUCUAACACGAUUGUUGCUUCUUGUGAGAUUACAUAAAUUUUAUAUCAUUUCCUCAGGCCAAUUAGGAUACUACAUAAGCUUUAUUCCAAUGUCUAAGAGCAAAUAUUUUUUCAUGUAAAAAGAUCGUUCUUUGUAAUUUAGAAAAUUUUAUUAAUUUUCUUUUCAAAUAGAUUUGUAUUCAUUUCUUAAUUUUUUCCCCUUAAAUCGACAAUGUAAACUUAAGAAAUUAUUGGACACAAAAAAUAUUCAAAUGUUCGUCCCCAUAAGCAAAAAUUCUAGAACUUUUUAAAUUUGAAUCAACAGCUUUAAUUUAAAAAUGUAAAAACAAUACACAUAGCAUGAACAUGUAAGAAAGAAUAUCAAUUUCUUAAAAUUACUGUCUUCUUAAUCUUAAUAUCAAGACUUUUUGUUUAAAAAUCGAAACAUUGGUUGUACUUUCCUUCAUUAAGAGUUCUGAAGGUCUGGGAAAUUGUAUGAAUUUAUGUUAAUUGAAUAUGUGCUUUUAAUGUUGUACCUUAAUUGUGCUGUUCGUUAUUGAUCAUAUUAUUUUAAUUAGAUUUUUUGUUGUUGUAUGUUUAAUGUAAUGAUUGCCAAUCAGAUUGUUGCAACAUUGAUUUUUAAAGUAUUAUUUUGGAUUGUGUUUCACAAUGAUAUAUGUUCAUUAUUAUCUUGUUUGCAUUUUGUAAAAAAAUUGCCUAAAUAAAAAUGUUUAUAUA